Messenger RNA from Closterium sp. Yama58-4, 4503 nucleotides. The record is from the annotation of a GenBank genome assembly. NCBI's taxonomy places the organism in Eukaryota, Viridiplantae, Streptophyta, Zygnematophyceae, Desmidiales, Closteriaceae.
AUGGUGCCCCCUGUACUUGCUCCCCCCAGUGCUGUCCCGGCUGGUUUCGAGUCUGCUCUCUCAGGUACAGCACCCACAGAGACUCCUCUCUCAGGUACCGCACCGGCUGAGGCCUGUCACACCUUCACCCUUGACUCAGGUGCUUCCCGUUGCUUCUUCCGUGACAGUACUGAGCUCACACCGCUUCCUGCACCGGUCCCAGUCUCCUUGGCUGACCCCUCUGGGGGCCCAGUCCUUGCCCAGUCCACCACUGUCCUCCCUUGUCCGGCGGUUCCGUCUGGCUCGUUGUCGGGUUUCCACCUCCCCUCGUUCUCGACGAACCUGGUGAGCAACGCUGUCCUCCAGGAUCAGUGGGUUGACACCUUUACCCCUGGCGGACAGCGUGUGGCGAUCUGCACGUGCUCCAGGACCGGCCGUCACCUGGCUACGUUCACCCGUCGGCCGGGGUCGAGUCUCUACACACUGACCACUGCGUCUCCCCAGGUAGCUGCUGUCGGUCAGGUGUCUGCGUCAGGUCUGGUGGCCCACGCCUGUGAGUGUCGUUCCCUGUCGCACCAGACUCUCCUCUGGCACCACCGCCUGGGUCACCCCUCCUUGCCACGCCUUCGUGGCAUGCACCGUCGCCUCCUUGUGUCCGGUCUUCCCAGGUCCCUCCCUCCCCUCCCUGCCUCGCCUGCGCCGCCUUGCCUUCCUUGCGUCGAGGGGCGGCAGCGCGCCGCCCCUCACUCCUCCUCGUUCCCCCCGACAGAGGCUCCUCUGGAGACCCUCCACCUGGACGUGUGGGGCCCAGCCCGCGUUCGUGGUCAGGGCGGUGAGCGGUACUUUUUGCUGGUUGUCGACGACUACUCGCGUUACACCACGGUCUUCCCCUUGCACACCAAGGGUGAGGUCCCUGCUGUUCUGAUCCCUUGGAUCCGCACGGUUCGUCUCCAGCUCCGCCGCCGUUUCCGGACGGAUCUUCCUGUCCUGCGUCUGCACUCUGACAGAGGUGGUGAGUUCUCCUCCGAUCUUCUGAGGACCUUCUGUCAGGCAGAGGGCAUCGAGCAGACCUUCACGCUUCCGGACUCCCCACAGCAGAAUGGGGUUGCUGAGCGCCGCAUUGGCCUGGUCAUGGAGGUCGCUCGUACCUCCUUGGUCCACGCGGCGGCUCCCCAUUUUCUGUGGCCGUUUGCUGUCCGGUACGCCGCGCAUCAGCUCAACCUCUGGCCCCGUGUCUCCUUGCCGGAGACCUCGCCCACACUGCGUUGGACGGGGGAGGUUGGCGAUGCGUCGCGCUUCCGGGUGUGGGGUGCUCGUGCCCUUGUCCGCGAUACGUCCGCGGACAAGCUCUCCUCCCGCACGCUUCCCUGUGUCUUCCUUGGCUUUGUCCCUGACGCGCCUGGCUGGCAGUUUUACCACCCCACCUCGCGCCGGGUCUUCGCCUCUCAGGAUGUCACCUUUGACGAGUCGGUCCCUUUUUACCGUCUCUUCCCCUACCGCACUGCCCCCCUCCCUCCCCCGCCGCUUUUCCUUGCUCCUGGUCCCCCUCCGGUAGACCCCCUUCCCCCUCAGGGUCCUGCUCCUUCAGGUGUCUCUCAGGUAGACCCUCCUCCCGUCGCUGAGCCUGUCGAGGUCACAGGUGACUCAGGUGCUGCUGCGGGUGGUGCUGCUGGGAGUGCUGAGCCUGGGGGUGCUGAGCCUGGGGGUGCUGGGCCUGGGGGUGCUGGGGCUGCAGGUGCUGGGACUGAGGGUGCUGGAGUUGAGGGUACGGUGCCUGAGAGAAUGGAGCCUGGGGGUGCUGCGACUGGGGGUGCUGAGCCUGCGGGUACUGAGCCUGCGGGUACUGAGCCUGGGGGUGCUGCUACUGAGCCUACGGAGCCUCGGGUUACUGCGUCUGGGGGUGCUCCGGUUCGGGGUGCUGAGCAGUCUCUCACACCGCAGCAGCUUCGCGACUGGUACGUCCGACGCUUUCGCCGUCCUAGUGGCUCGGCUGGAGUUUGGGGUGCUGGAGCUGCUCGUCCUGGGGGUGCUCGUACUGGGGGUACUGGAGCUGCCGGGACUGGCUGUUCUGGGAGCACUGUGACUGGAGCUGCUGGAGCUGGGGACUCUGGCGCUGGCGGUGCUAGCGGAGUUGGAGCUGCCGACUCUGGGGGUGGCGCUGCUACUGGUGCUGCGGACCCACCUGGUGGAGCUGCUGCUGGUGCUGAGGAGUCGGACGGUGGAGCUGGGGACCCGGCCGGUGGAGCUGCUGCUGGUGCUGUGGACCCGGACGCUGGAGCUCCUACUGGUGCUGAGGACCCGGCCGCUGGAGUCCCGUCUGCUUCUGGAGACGCUGCGCGGCCGCGACCGUACUUCGUACCGCUCCUUCAGCAGGUUCUUGGGCAGGCUCCUCCUCCUUGUCCUCCUCCCUCCGUAGAGUGUCCUCCGCCUGUCCAGCCGCAGUCACAGUUACCGCCUGCCUCGCCUCUCCCUGCUCCCUCUCCUUAUACUGGUCCCACAGGAGGUCUUACAGAGCGUCGUGAGCCUGAGUCUCGUCCUGCGUCGCCUGUUCGUCCUGCUCGCACUGGUAGUCGUGUCCGUCGUGAGCGUCCUCCUCCUGUCCCAGGCACUCACUACAUGACUCUGCGUCCCUCUACUGCUCCUCGGCGUGUCCCUCUACCGUCUCCUCCUGCGUCCUCUUUGCCUGCCGUUCCGGACCCUGAGUCUGACCGGUAUCGCGCUGAGCACCCUACAGUCACGCGUCUCCUUGCUACUGUUGUCACUGACCCCACCUUUGAGUCCUCGGCUGCGUCUGCUCUGGUCGCUGAGUUGGUUGACUUUGCUGCUGCCUGUCGUCUAGACUACGCUGCUAGCCUUGUCGCUGAGUCAGAGUCUGCGUCUGUCUGUCCUCCAUCCGUCGGGGGUGAGUGUGCUCUUGGCACGGACGUCCUUGAGGACAGGCAGGAGGACUUUGACUCUCUUGCGGCUGAGGCGAUCUCGGGUCCCUACUCCUCUCAGUGGCAGACAGCCAUGGACGCAGAGAUGGCAUCCUGGAAGUCCACAGGCACCUACGUCGACGAGGUUCCCCCUCCUGGGGCGAACAUCGUCGAUGGCAUGUGGAUUUUCAGGGUGAAGCGGCCGCCAGGUUCUCCGCCUGUCUUCAAGGCUCGUUACGUUGCUAGAGGCUUCAGUCAGCGUCAGGGGGUCGACUUCUUCCAGACCUUCUCCCCCACCCCGAAGAUGACCACUCUUCGGGUUCUGCUGCACGUUGCUGCUCAGCGUGACUACGAGCUUCACUCUCUUGACUUCAGCACAGCGUUCCUGCAGGGCAGCCUGCACGAGGAGAUCUGGCUGCGCCGCCCACCUGGCUUUACUGGGUCGUUUCCCCCUGGUACCCAGUGGAGUCUCCGCCGGCCAGUCUACGGUCUCCGCCAGGCGCCACGUGAGUGGCACGACACACUGAGGACUACUCUUGCGGCUCUUGGGUUCGCGCCGUCUACUGCUGACCCGUCGCUGUUUCUGCGCACAGACACGUCGCUGCCGCCGUUCUACAUCCUCGUGUACGUCGACGACUUGGUCUUUGCUACUGCUGACACUGAGGCACUCGCUCGUGUGAAGUCGGAGCUGCAGAAGAGACACACCUGCACUGACCUGGGUGAACUGCGUAGCUACCUUGGCUUGCAGAUCACCCGGGACAGAGCUCGCCGCACCAUCACCCUGACUCAGUCACACAUGGUGCAGCAGGUCCUUCAGCGCUUCGGCUUCCAGUUCUCCUCACCACAGGCCACACCUCUGGCUACCAGCCACUCGCUCUCAGCUCCACCUUCGGACGAGUCCGUAGAGCCGAGUGGCCCGUACCCAGAGCUUGUAGGCUGCCUCAUGUACCUGAUGACUUGCACGCGACCUGACCUCGCGUACCCUCUUAGCAUCCUUGCUCGUUACGUUGCGCCUGGGAGACACAGGCGAGAGCACUGGGAGGCUGCUAAGAGGGUGCUGCGUUACCUGUGCAGUACAUCAGGCAUGGGGCUGGUGCUUGGAGGACGCGACAGAGUUGUCCUCACUGGUCACUCGGACGCCUCUUGGGUGGACGACCUGGCUACGCAGCGGUCGUCACAGGGUUACACCUUCAGCCUUGGCUCAGGUUCUGUCUCGUGGCGGUCCACCCGCUCUUCCUCUGUUCUCGGCUCUAGUUGUGAGGCUGAGAUCUACGCCACAGCCAUGGCUGCACAGGAGUUACGCUGGCUCACCUACCUGCUGACUGACUUGGGAGAGCGGCCUAGUUCUCCUCCAGUUCUGUACGGUGACAACAAGGCGGCUCUUGCCUUGUGUCAGGAGCACAGACUGGAGCACAGGACGAAGCACAUUGCUCUUCGCUACUUUCUUGCUCGAGAGCUUCAGCAGCGCAGUCAGCUUCGGCUUGUGUACGUGGACUCGAAGGCCAACACUGCUGAUAUCUUCACCAAGGCGCUCCCGCCUAGUGAUCAUCAGCGGCACUGUACUUCUUUAGGCCUUGUGUCCACAUUUCCUCACUUGCUCACUGCUUGA